GCACAGCUCAGCCAGCGAGUGACUGUUACGCAAGAGCUCAGUCGGCCCAGCUGGAGAUGAGAGAGCAAGUUAGACAGAGGGAGAGAGAGAGAGAGAGAGAGAGAGAGAGAGAGAGAGAGAGAGAGAGAGAGAGAGAGAGAGAGAGAGAGAAAAGAGGGAGUAGCAAACAGCACAGACAAACGCUGACUUUCUUUCUCUGUUUUACAGCCAGCAUCAUGAACUGGAUUUUCUGAAGAGUACCCGAAGCAAAAGGAUCCAAGAAGUGAUGGAGUCAACACAUGUGACCUUGGCGCUGUGAACUUCUCUGCUCAUCCUCUCACAUUCAUCACUUGUCCCCAUGGUUUCAAACGUUGGAACCGCUUCCCAAAGCCCUCGCGUCUGGGUGCUGCUGAAGCCUUUACUAUGCGUGCUGGUACUGACCCUAGGCUCAGCGCUAAGCCUGGAGGACUUGCAGAACGCCACCACCGCCGCCGUGACCCCGCCGGCGCCCCCGGACGAGUGGACCGGCACCCUGGUCCGCCUGCAGCCCAACCUGCAGACGGAGGGCCGAGCAACAACAGUGGAGGUGCAGACAGAGUUGGAGACGCAAACUCCAACCAGAAACUACACAGGUCUGUCCUGUAUGCCCGUCCUGCCUCCACGUCGGGGCUCCUUCUACGUGGAGAGCGGCACCGGGGUGUCGGUGGGCAGCGCGUUGGCCUUCUGGUGCCGUGGGGGCUACCAGUUGGUGGGCCACGACAAGAUCUACUGCAAUGUCCGCAAUGGGAAAGCGCAGUGGAGCAACUACUUGCCCGUGUGUGAGGCAAUCCCCAGGCCAGAGGACCGCGGGUUGAGAGUGGCCGUGUUGGCGUCGGUGGUGAGCGGUGUCGUCAUCCUCGCCAUGUCGCUGUCCUUCCUCGUCUGCUGCCUGCAAGAACAAUCCAGCAAGAAAAAAGCCAAAAAAGACAGUUCGGACCAGAGGGGCUCUCGAACGGCCAGAGAAGUUCAGAACAGCGGAACAUCCGGCGGUUAUCAUGCCUCGCUCUCAAAUGCCCGCCCAGAGGGCCUCUCGCCCGACCCGAGACGUUCAAAAAAGCGGAAUGUCGUCCACCGUGCCGCGCACAUUCACUUGUGCUCUAAAAAUUUGCAAGUGUUACAAAAUGUUUCUUGCUUUGCAGUACGUUCACUGCAUAAACAUAGCUCAGAAGUUCUUGUCGAAACGCUCCUUGUUGACAGACGCAGGGGAAAGCGUUCAGCCCGUUGCAGUGAGCGAUGGCUGGACAGAGAAGACGGCGAAUGGGAGGACUUCCCUCCUCCCAAGAUCUUCCACCUGUCCCAGAGGAUGAACCCUCGUCUAGCACCAGACAGUCCGCUCUACCUGACCGGAGGCCUCGGCGGAUACGAGAACAGAGGAUAUCAGAGGAGUCAGGAGAGUCUUCUAAAGACCGGCCCUCCUGGGGUCUACCGCUCCGAGUCCCAGCUCUACCCGCAUGUGGUCCUCCAGAGGGUCCUGCCCCCUACAGCCCCCUCGGCGCCAUCCGCCCCAUCCGCCCCCUCGGCCCCGCUCUACCUCCACCUCCCUGCCUCGUCCUCGUCCUCUACGCCGGCCCACACGACCGCCCACUCCCAAGCUCACCUCAUGGGCCAGUACCGCACGCCGACGUACCCGCCCAAUCCGAACACGUCAGUGCCGCCGUUCCACCGUCCCGUCCCGGCGCCCAUCUACCCCAACCCGAACCCGAAGCCGCAGCAGCCGUGGCAGUGAGCUUGUUCCUCGAGGCCGAGGCUAACCGAGUCGAAGGAGGGACGUGCUCCACAUGUGAGCAGACGAGUAGCUACAGCUAAUGUGGACACCCCAACUUUUCCUUUUAGUGCAUGCAAGCUGGAUUUGUCCUCCACUUGGAGUCAACAGGAAGUCAAACAGGGUUUUGUUUCCUGAGCAGAAGAACCAAGACUGCAGACGCCAGUCAGUAGGCAGCUCAAUUCUCUUCUAACCGCCAAAGAGGAGCAUGGAUUUUUCCAUUCGUUCAUGUGCGUCUGCCUCUGUAACCUUUUUAAUAUUUGACACUGGUUUAGGUACAUGUAUUCCUCUUAAGCAGGGGGUGUCAAAUUUGUUUUUAUUGCGGGCCACAUCGUUGUUACGGAUGGUUAUAAUCACAUAAAUGUAUACCCGUAAUCGUCCAAAACUGGCUCGGUUCACAUUGUCUACUGUAAAUCAACUAAACUCAGUGUAAUUUAUAGAACACUUUAAAAACAACUGCAGCUCAAAUUAAGUGGUGUACAUAAAUACAAAUCGAACCCGAGAUAAUUUAGAAACAAUAAAACAAUAACACAGUGCACAGGCAGCCAGUGGAGGCAGGCCCGAAGAGGAGCUAUGUGCUCCCUCUUAUGUGUUCCCGUUUAGAAGUGAGUGAAUAAGUUAGGGAACAAAAAGCAAAACAAACUGCUUAUGUUUUGGCAAGAUCCCCAAAAGAUAUUAUACGCCCGUUAAUUAAGGAUGUCGGCACAAGUUGUGGGAUUAGUUCAUCGGAUCUUGAAACAACUGAGACUAAAUGAAGUGCACCAAUUGUCUAAAUAUGGCUCAUAUUAACUACUAUAAGAAAAACAACAAUCAAACUGCUUAUGUUCUAUGUAAACAGGAUUUAAUGCCAUUUAAAUUCAAACAUUCUGUUCUUUUCUACACAUACUACAUACAAGAUAUUUAUGUUAUUUUUGCUAAAUCAAGAAAUGCCUGUUUUGAUGCUUUACUUGGACCGCAACUCUCAAUUUGUCAUAAGAACGGCUGGCCACCAAGUCACUAAAACGGGUCCACAAGCCCUGUGUUCUUCACUACUGUGAUGAGUUAACUGAGGAGGAGCGAUUUUGUGAAUCUGUACAAAGUGUAAAAACUGAUGAACUUGCUUUGAGACACUGUAAAUGUGCUGCUCUUUCCUGAACGCACUGGAAAUUGCGCUGAUUAGGGAAAUAAAGCAGGAAUGGAUCAUUAAUAUUGCUUUCCUUUUGUUUAGUUCAUGAUUUCCUUCCAUGUAUCAUAUACUUUAUGAAAAGAAAAAUCUACUGUUGCUUGAGUCACCUUUAUCUGUGGGGAUUUUUAUUUUGUAAUAAUAGCACUAAAGUAGCCACACGAUGAAAUUUGCACUU
Phycodurus eques (leafy seadragon) is the source of this 3120-nucleotide messenger RNA. RefSeq lists its product as uncharacterized. The coding region runs from base 338 to 1744 and encodes 468 amino acids. The record is from RefSeq and is a predicted model, not a curated record. Gene Ontology annotation, cellular component: plasma membrane. NCBI's taxonomy places the organism in Eukaryota, Metazoa, Chordata, Actinopteri, Syngnathiformes, Syngnathidae. The transcript has 6 exons.